AUGCCCGACAUCGCGCUCAGGUCCUUCAAGUACACUCGAUUGACGGACCACGAAGAAUCAGCAACUUCAAUGCGUGCCUCAGUGCCAGCUGCAACAAUGAGAAGGCAGGAACGUUACACUGAUGACCCGGACGAACGAAUUGGGUUGCUGGGUGAAGAAGACCGUUCAUUCGACGUAGAAGAGGUCAGGGCGGAAGUAAGAGACUCUGCUCUGUUCAGACGGAAGGCCACGAGAGACGCGACGAGAGUCAUACCAUUUCGGCCACCAGAUAAACUCCAAGCCCGGUUUCCCCCCAAUAUCGUCAGAAACCAGAAAUAUAAUGUUCUGACGUUUCUCCCGCUGGUAUUCUACGAGCAGUUCAAAUUCUUCUUCAACCUCUACUUUCUUCUCGUCGCCAUCUCCCAGUUCAUCCCCGCACUACGGAUCGGCUUUAUUAUCACCUCCAUUGCGCCUCUGGUGUUCGUCCUUUCUGUGACUAUGGGCAAGGAGGCCUACGACGAUUACCAACGGAAUCUGCGGGACAGAGAGGCCAAUUCACAAAAAUAUCUUGUUCUUGAACCACCAUCCACGUCCUCUCUUGACAACGCCUAUAUCGAUGCCCAUGCCAACACUCGUGCUGUACCGUCUUCCUCGCUUCGUGUUGGCGAUUUGGUUCGUUUGGAGAAGAACCAACGUGUACCUGCCGAUCUACUCUUGCUACACACUUCAGAUGCCUCAGGCACUUGCUUUAUUCGUACCGACCAGCUGGACGGCGAAACUGACUGGAAGCUACGUGUUGCUGUUGCGGAGUCACAGAAACUUGAAGAGGGACAACUAUGGAAUCUUGAUGCAGAAAUCUAUGCGGAUGCCCCCAUCAAGGACAUUCAUACUUUUGUCGGUACUUUUACCCUCAAUACACCUAUCUCGUCCCAAGCCGGUCAAGGCAGCAUGGAUUCGGUCCCAUUAAACCAUAUUCCCUCGGUAACACCGCUCACGGCGGAAAACAUGCUAUGGGCCAAUACCGUUCUCGCGGCCGGCUCAGCCAUUGGCCUUGUACUAUAUACUGGCUCAGACACGCGCGCUGUGAUGAACACCAGUCACCCUGAAACCAAAACUGGUCUGCUGGAUCUGGAAAUCAACAAUCUGGCCAAGAUACUAUGCACCGUGACGCUUGUGUUGUCUGUGGUUCUUGUUGCUCUCAAUGGUUUUCGUGGCCCCGCCUACAUCUAUAUCGUUCGCUUUUUGAUUCUCUUUUCGUCCAUCAUUCCCAUUAGCUUGCGAGUCAAUCUGGACAUGGGCAAGACAGUAUAUGCGCAACAGAUCAUGACGGACGAUGAAAUAGCUGGAACCAUCGUCCGUACCAGCACUUUGCCUGAAGAGCUUGGACGGAUCGAAUAUCUUCUGAGUGACAAGACUGGCACAUUGACCCAGAACGAGAUGGAAAUGAAAAAAUUGCACAUGGGCACCAUGUCCUACGGUUUCGAUUCCAUGGACGAGGUUGCUCAUCAAUUGGCAAUUUCAUUCGGGGCAGACCAGUCACAUCGAAAAACCAGCUCUCUUGCGACGGGUGCUCAACUUGCAAGUCGCGGUCGACGAGACAUGUCAUCACGUGUUCGAGAUGUUGUUCUCAGUCUUGCCCUUUGCCACAAUGUAACUCCGGUCACCAACGAUGACGGUUCUGUGACUUACCAAGCUUCUUCGCCCGACGAAGUUGCUAUUGUUACGUGGACGCAGUCCAUUGGACUUACACUCACCUUCCGAGAUCGUACGCGCAUCGAGCUUCAGACGCCUUCAGGAGCCCAGAUAUCUUUCGAUGUACUUGAGCUAUUCCCUUUCACCUCGGAAUCGAAAAGAAUGGGAAUUAUAGUACGGGACUCCGCUACUGGGGAGAUCACUUUCCUUCAAAAAGGCGCCGACGUGGUCAUGAGCCGCAUCGUUCAACGCAAUGACUGGUUAGACGAAGAGACUGCCAAUAUGGCUCGUGAGGGUCUCCGAACGCUCGUCAUGGCGAAGAAACGGCUUUCUGCGCAGCUUUACUCAGAGUUCCAAACUAAAUACCGCGCCGCCAGCAUACGGCUGGAGGGGCGGAACGAGGCGAUGGCCAGUGUGGUAGCGGAAUGUUUGGAACACGAUUUGGAACUGCUCGGGCUGACGGGCGUAGAGGAUAAACUCCAAGACGAGGUAAAAUCGACCUUGGAAUUGUUAAGGAAUGCUGGGGUCAAGAUUUGGAUGUUGACUGGCGACAAGAUCGAGACAGCACGGUGCAUCGCAAUUUCCACGAAGCUGGUAGCAAGGAAUCAAUAUAUUCAUGAGGUAGCCAAACUCAAAACCGCGGAUGAAGUGCGCACUCAACUUGAAUUUCUCCAAUCCAAACUAGAUUGCUGUCUGGUCAUCGAUGGGGAGUCCCUCCAGCUUUGUUUGGAUCUUUUCAAGAAUGAAUUCGUGGAAAUUGCCACAAAGCUCUCAGCGGUCGUUGCCUGCCGCUGCUCCCCGACACAAAAAGCUGAUGUGGCAAGGUUGAUCCGUCGCCAUACCAGAAAGAGGGUGUGUUGCAUCGGUGAUGGAGGCAACGACGUUAGCAUGAUACAAGCAGCAGACGUCGGAGUCGGUAUUGUUGGCAAAGAGGGCAAGCAAGCAUCAUUGGCUGCCGACUUCUCUGUCAACCAAUUCAGCUUUCUCGCCAAACUACUUCUAUGGCAUGGCCGCAAUUCGUACCGACGCUCUGCCAAACUUGCUCAGUUUGUCAUCCACCGUGGACUGAUCAUCUCGGUCAUGCAAGCCGUCUUCUCGGCCAUAUUUUUUUUCGCUCCUAUUGCGCUUUAUCAAGGCUGGCUCAUGGUUGGCUAUGCCACGAUAUACACCAUGGCACCCGUGUUUUCCCUUGUCCUUGACCAGGAUGUCAAUGAAGACAUAGCAAUCAUAUAUCCGGAGCUCUACAAGGAAACUACCAAGGGGCGGGCGCUAUCCUACAAGACCUUUUUUCAGUGGCUUAUGAUCAGUGUCUAUCAAGGUGCUGCAAUCAUGAUCAUGUCGCUUGUGCUGUUUGAGACAGAGUUCUUGCACAUUGUGUCAAUAUCUUUUACUGCAUUGAUUCUCAAUGAGCUCAUAAUGGUUGCUCUGGAGAUCACAACUUGGCAUGCAUAUAUGAUAAUAUCAGAAGUGGUUACUCUUUCCUUCUAUGUGAUCAGUAUUGCAUUCCUUCCUGAGUAUUUUGAUUUGUCCUUUGUAGUAACAGUAGGGUUUGCCUGGAAGGUCACAGUCAUUGUUGGAUUGAGUGCAUUACCAUUGUAUAUUAUCAAGCUUAUAAGGCGAAGGAUUGCUCCUGCUGCCUCAAGUAAACUAAUCUAG
Messenger RNA from Mycena indigotica, 3327 nucleotides. RefSeq names its product Phospholipid-transporting ATPase. Bases 1 to 3327 code for a protein of 1108 amino acids. The record is from RefSeq and is a predicted model, not a curated record. The transcript is spliced from 12 exons. Gene Ontology annotation, molecular function: ATP binding; ATP hydrolysis activity; magnesium ion binding. Gene Ontology annotation, biological process: retrograde vesicle-mediated transport, Golgi to endoplasmic reticulum; phospholipid translocation; endocytosis. Lineage: Eukaryota; Fungi; Basidiomycota; Agaricomycetes; Agaricales; Mycenaceae. Gene Ontology annotation, cellular component: plasma membrane; trans-Golgi network; endosome.